Metarhizium album ARSEF 1941 is the source of this 1149-nucleotide messenger RNA. RefSeq names its product epoxide hydrolase 1. Lineage: Eukaryota; Fungi; Ascomycota; Sordariomycetes; Hypocreales; Clavicipitaceae. Gene Ontology annotation, biological process: epoxide metabolic process. The transcript has 3 exons. Bases 1 to 1149 code for a protein of 382 amino acids. The record is from RefSeq and is a predicted model, not a curated record. Gene Ontology annotation, molecular function: epoxide hydrolase activity.
AUGGCCGACUACGCCAAGCUCCCGGCUGGCGCAACUCUCGCCGUCACGCCCUUCAAAGCCCACGUCGACGAGGAAAAGCUGCGGCACUUCAGAAAGCUGCUCGAGCUCUCGCCGAUAGCGCCGGCCGUCUUCGAAAACACCCACGCCGGAGACAGGUACGGCCUCAGGAGGGAGUGGCUGGAAACCGCCAAGGCCGUCUGGCUCGACGACUUUGACUGGCGCGAGCACGAAGACGGCAUCAACUCGUACCCCAACUUCAAGACGGCGGUCGGCGACGCGGCCGGCAACACCAUCGACGUCCACUUCCUCGCCCUCUUCUCCCGCAGGCCGGAUGCCGUCCCCGUGGCCCUGCUGCACGGCUGGCCCGGCUCCGCGUGCGACUUCCUCGACAUGCUGGACCUCGUGAGGCGGCGCUUCCCGCCAGAGGACCUGCCGUACCACGUCGUCGUGCCGUCGCUGCCGGGGUACGCCUACUCCUCCGGCCCGCCCGCGCACGUGGACUACGGGGUCGACAUGGCGGCCGGCGCCAUGCACAACCUCAUGGUCGGCCUGGGCUUUGCCUCGGGCUACCUCGUCCACGGCGGCGACCUGGGCAGCUUCGUGGCCAGGAUCAUGGCGCUGCAGUACCCCGAGUGCAGGGGGAUGCACGUCAGCAUGAUGGGCGUGCCGCCGCUGGACGAGAACCCCCCCCGGACCGACGACGAGAAGCAGGCGCUGCGGAAAGCCCUCGAGUUUCUCGACACGGCGCACGGGUUCGCGCUGCAGCAGGGGCAGCGGCCGGCAACCGUCGGACUGGCACUGAGCGCAAGUCCCUUGGCCCUGCUUGGCUGCUGGCCAGUGCUCCUGACGAGCCAAAGAUUGCAAGAAGGGGGGGGUGGGGGCACGCGUCCGACCGGCACUGACGACGUUGGCGGCCAGGUCUCGAAGCUCACGGCCCUGCAGCUUCCGUACGUCGCCAAGCCGUGCGGCUACUCCCUGUUUGCUCGUGAGAUCUUCCCCGUCCCCGAGACCUGGGCGCGUCUGAGCUGCAACCUCGUGUCCUUUAGCGAGCACCCGCGCGGCGGCCACUUUGCGGCCAUGGAGCAGCCCGGGGCACUGCUCGCCGAUGUGGAAGAGUACAUCCGGAAGGCGUGGCCGCGCCCAGACUAG